AUGGCGAUAGCAACGAGCCACAUGAACGCUGAAAGCUCAUACCCACGAUCAACAAUGAGACAGUCGAAUCAUUCCAGCUCCCGGCCUCUUUGCGGGAUAUGUCGAGAAAUAUCACUGGAUCAAAUGGGCGUGUCGGAUGACCGGAAGAUGCAGCGUCACCAGCCUACCUACCUCGCCCUGAAACAAUCCAUGGACCAUGGGUGUGUGCUUUGUCGCUUUAUCUGGCACGCCCUGGGGCAAAGCAACUCGCGAGAGGGGGACCGAGGAAGUGACGCUCUAGCUCACGUGUCCGAGAAAUAUCCCGGCAGAGAGAUCUCUCUUGUCGCUUGGCCGGGCGUGACCCCAACAGGAUAUUUGGAUCGCAUCCAGAUCAUCACAUCUGGGGAGAUCCCUGAUGCGGAUACUGACGAUGAGGAUGGUGAUGAUGGGCCCGCUGAUCCGAGCAUGCACCCCGACCAUCAGUUCGCUUUGUCUGGGGUGCUUGACAUUUUCGCAUAUGCAGGUAUGAAAGUUUCAAACGAUGACUUUGCGUUUGCCACUCAAUGUCUUCAAAAAUGUCUGAGCAAUCACGCCGGGUGUGGUCGACGAGAUGAGAUUCCACGUCUCCCUACUCGAGUUCUUGACCUCGGACCAUUUGAUGGUUCUCGGGUGCCUUACCUGCUACAUACUGCUGGUCGACAGGGUCAAUAUAGCGCAUUGAGCCAUUGUUGGGGUGGCCAUGUGCCAAUCACAACGACGAGUGACAAUAUUGAGGAACAUACGAAGGCCAUUUCCAACCUACCUCCGACCUUCAGAGAUGCAGCCCGUAUUUCGCGGAGGCUAGGAAUUCGAUAUCUGUGGAUUGACUCGUUGUGCAUUCUCCAAGACUCCAAAGAGGACUGGGAGAAGGAAUCAGCCAUGAUGGGAGAGAUUUACAAACACAGCGUGCUGACAAUAGCCGCAAGAGCAGCCAGAAAUGCCCGGGAUGGCUGUUUCAUCACAAGACACCGUGAUGUCCCAGCAUGUCGACUCGAGUACCGAAGCCCGGACAAUCAGUUGGUGGGCAGCAUCUACGUUCGGGAUCCCACAUUCGAAAUUGAACGUCUGACACAGACACCCCUUGACAGCCGUGGUUGGGUACUGCAGGAAAAGCUCUUGUCGCCUCGCAUACUUUACUACGGAGCUCAGCAGCUGUACUGGGAGUGCAGACAAACCUCGAUCCGCCAAGAUGGGAAAUACCAUUACAUCCAACAAGACGCUGUGCAACCUGCCAUGUGGAAGGAAAGGAUGGACAUAUUUGCGCCAUACCAGUCCGUAUACCCCAACUUCAACAGAAUACCACCAGACUGGACCGAAGCAAAGCAUGAGCUCGCAGCGAGGAUGAGACAGUGGUACAAUUUAGUUGCGGAGUACAGCGGGCGCCAGCUCUCUUUUCACACCGACAAGCUGCCUGCCAUAGCUGGCAUUGCCAAGGAAUGGGCCAAGUCUGUUGACUUGUUUUACAUUGCUGGACUCUGGCGAGAGGACAUUCUGGCGGGACUUCUCUGGUACGGAAGGAAAACGGCAAUGAAUCCCCCGGCCUCGAGCACAUUGCCCUCCUGGUCUUGGGCGCGCUACAGUGGCAAGGUCAGCUUUUGGGCCGCUCGCGAUUCCACCUUUGGGUUUUCGGAUUACUCUUGUGAGUUUGUCGACCUGUCUUUCCGUGCGAGUGGUGCACUGGGAAACUACGGCGAUGUAGUGGGAGCAAAGCUGGAGCUACGAGGGCGUAUUCUUCCUGUGCGUCACGCGACGAGAAUAAGUCUGGGGAAGAACUUCAUUGUUGGACCGAAUAUCUUUGGUUAUGGUGGGGAGCAGAUUGGGGUGGCCACUUUUGAUGUCCCCCCCUCAACAUUCGAUGCGCUAUUUGUUCUGCUUGUCCAUGCUGGUGUCGGCAACGUAGGAUAUGGCGCUUAUUAUGCAGCAGGUCUACUCAUCUCCCCUGUGCCGACAGAGCAGGGCACUUUUAUGAGGGUGGGUUAUGUCAAUAUGGAGAAGGGACAUGGAGAGGGCUGGUGGGAGACAAGAUCGGCGGCUGAUUACUUUGAGCAUAUCCCGACGAGGACGUUGUUCUUGAUAUAG
Molecule: messenger RNA, 2097 nt
Organism: Podospora anserina S mat+
Lineage: Eukaryota; Fungi; Ascomycota; Sordariomycetes; Sordariales; Podosporaceae
Exons: 2
Coding region: 1-2097 (698 amino acids)
Source: RefSeq, a predicted model, not a curated record